GUUGGUCUACACAGCUCUGGCGACGUCCAAUGCGUGCACAGUGAAACCGUGCUGUUCUCAGGGGCUUCGAAGCGGUUCGGCGAGAUGCGUUCGUAUGGUACCCUAUGACGGGCCACGUCCGAGGUAAUAGGUAUGCCAGUGUUACUGUCGUUCCAUCAGGCGCAUGGCGCCAGUGGAUGCCUAUAUAGGCCUCGAGGGUUUGAACAAAUUCCUCGCCUUUCCCUCGUAACAACUGUGCCCCAGCAGCGGUCAUUGAUCUCAGUAAUCACACUAGCUCACGAUGUAUUACUGGGUGACUGUAAGCUUCAUUCUAGUCUCCAUUCCUGUGAGAAUUGUAGCCCAGGAUACCGUCAUCCACGUCGGCUCGGAUGGCCAGGGCACCGCUAAGCUUGCGUUCACCCCCUCGUCCGUCAACUUGAUCAAGGGCUCGGUUGUCACCUUCGUCUUCGACGGUGCUCCCGGCAACCACACCGUCGCCCAGUCCGCCUUCGCCAAGCCCUGCGAGCCCCUUGCUGGCGGCUUCGACACUGGCUACAUCUUCGUCCCCGCGGGCACGGAUGCUUCCUCGACGUUCCCGACGUUCAACAUCACAAUUGAGGAUGACACCAAGCCGAUUUGGUUCUACUGCGCCCAGCUGAACCCCGCUCCCCACUGCAUUGCCGAGAUGGUUGGUGCCAUCAACGCCCCCGCCACCGGGAACACGUUCUCGUCGUAUGCGGCGCUCGCCGCUGCGGCGUCCAGCGUUGCUCCGCCCGCUCCCGCGCUCUCCGGCGUGAACGCGUUCGCGACUGCUGGCCCCGGCCCCCUCACCGGCAGCUUCGUCGGCGUGGCCGUUCCCACUGGCACUCUUUCCGUGCCCGGCGGCAGCUCGGGCGCUGCUAGUUCAAGUACACCGCGUUUGACUCAAUCCUUUACCUCCAGUGCCGGAGGAAGCAGUCCAGCGAGUGGCACAUCGCCGACUGUGAGAACAGCCCGUGUCAUCGCUCAUGCACUGUAAUAGUGCCCGCGGCGGCGACUGACCAGUCCCUGGGCUCUUAUUCUAGAGUGGCCCCGGAAUCACCACCGUUCUCAGUGCAUGCCCAUCAUCUAGCACGGACAUACGAGGGCUGCUCGCAUUCUUCACUGCAGCGCUAGCUUUCGGGCUUGCCGUCAAUAUUGCGGGGAUCGUUUGGUUGUUGAGGAUCAGGCGUAGCUCGCGCAGCGGUAACACUGCUCGCAGGGCGCACAAGAUCUCGCCCUUUGUUUGAACAGGUUCUAUCUCACGAGCCUCGCGUUUCUUGUACCCUGGCAGGCCGGAGGUGCUAUGUCGAGUCUGAUCCGAAGGCGUCAAUCACACAGCGGCAACACUACUCACGGGGCGCAUAAGAUUUCGCCCUUCGUUUGAUUUUGUUGUAACUCACAAAGGCUCGGAUUUCGUGCGCUC
Molecule: messenger RNA, 1423 nt
Organism: Trametes versicolor FP-101664 SS1
Lineage: Eukaryota; Fungi; Basidiomycota; Agaricomycetes; Polyporales; Polyporaceae
Exons: 7
Coding region: 281-997 (238 amino acids)
Source: RefSeq, a predicted model, not a curated record